AUGGGUUUCACAUCUGGCUCCUGUGAUUACUUCUUCUUCCGGAUCCCCAAGACGGAGGAGAUCCAUAUCUCCGCUCAAAAAUAUCGAGACCUACGUCUGAAAGCUCUCAAGUCCUCACCGGGCUCUUUUUCAUCCACGUACGAAAUUGAAUCAGCAUUUACGGAAGCCGACUGGAUAAAUAUCCUGACAGCACCUGACCGCGAAAUCUUUAUUUGUGCCGCCACUCCACUCAAUCAAGAAUCGAGUGACUCAGGCGCCGUGUGGAUCGGGCAGGUCACUCUACGCGGCCCACUAUCCCUAGAGAACUUCAUUCUUCCUCCUGAAUCCGGCGAGCCGCCGCAGAAAUCGGAUGCCGAAGAAGAAAGAUGGCAGAUGUUGAGCUUAUUCGCUCUUCCCGAGCACCGAGGGAACGGACUCGGUGCCAGCCUUUGUCAGAACGCACUUGACUAUCUAAGAACGUGCCGGUCCUCACCUCUGGGUGUUCAAGUCCGGCUUAUUAUCAAGCCGGAAAAUCAUGUUACUGUGAAACUCUAUCAACGUCUUGGCUUUUCCGAAGCUGGGUUGGCUACGCUUGCUGAGGCUUUGAUUGUCAAUGGAGACCAACAUCUUUUGCCGGAGGAUACCAGUGGCCCGAAAUACAACACUCGAGCUGGGUUGAUUAUGAUUUAUCUUAUAUCGAGGUCAUAA
This is a messenger RNA of Penicillium atrosanguineum, 687 nucleotides long. Its product is annotated as GNAT family N-acetyltransferase. The record is from RefSeq and is a predicted model, not a curated record. Lineage: Eukaryota; Fungi; Ascomycota; Eurotiomycetes; Eurotiales; Aspergillaceae. Bases 1 to 687 code for a protein of 228 amino acids. The transcript has a single exon. Gene Ontology annotation, molecular function: acyltransferase activity, transferring groups other than amino-acyl groups.